GCAGAGAGCCAAGAGCAGAGCCCUCCCUGGAGACCUGGGCGUCAGGCAGCCCCCUGACCAGCUCCCCACGGAGCUCAGGCACCUUAGCUGUGAGGAUGGAGUCAGGAGGGGGCUCCUCAACAGCCCAGGCCCCCAUCGCUGCCCUGGGGGAGCCGAACUCUGGGCCUGGCUACUCCUCCCUGGAGCUCCCGAGGGCAGACCCAGGGAAGCUGCAAGCACUGCCACUCGGGCCUAGAGCCCACGGCAAGGACCCCGACCCCAGGAGCCCUGGCAGCCCAGCUGCUGCAGGGAAUGGCUCCCCAGACACGGGCCCUUUGAGGGAGCUGAACGGUGCUGCUAAGCUCCCCAACCGGGACAGCGGGAUCGACAGUCCAUCCUGCAGCAUGGCUAGUGACCAGUUCCCCUGUGAGGAGGGCGGCGAGGCUGGCCGGGGCCCCGGAGUCCCGGGGCCGCACCUGGACGCAGCCCCAGAAGGCGAGGUCCUGCAGGAGGCAGCCGAUAGCGACGUGGGCGAAGGCAGCAGUGAGGAGCCUGACCCCGAGAACUGCCCCCCGGGGGCCCCUGCGGACCCGGCCAAGUGCUCCGAGCCCCAGAAGCUGCUCCACAUCGCCCAGGAGCUCCUGCACACCGAGGAGACCUACGUGCGGCGGCUGCACCUGCUAGACCAGGUUUUCUGCGCCCAGCUGAUGGAAGCAGGCAUCCCUUCGGAGGUCACCACAGGCAUCUUCUCCAACAUCUCCUCCAUCUAUCGCUUCCAUGGGCACUUCCUUCUCCCCGAGCUGCAGACGCGGAUCACGCAGGAGUGGGACACGAACCCCCGGCUCGGGGACAUCCUGCAGAAGCUGGCCCCAUUCCUCAAGAUGUACGGCGAGUAUGUCAAGAACUUUGACCGGGCUGUGGAGCUGGUGAGCACCUGGACCCAGCGCUCACCGGUGUUCAAGGACAUUGUCCAUGGCAUCCAGAAGCAGGAGGUGUGCGGGAACCUGACGCUGCAGCACCACAUGCUGGAGCCUGUUCAGAGGGUCCCACGCUAUGAGUUGCUGCUCAAGGACUAUCUGAAGAGGCUCCCAGGAGACGCCCCCGACCGGAAGGAUGCGGAAAGGUCCUUAGAGCUCAUCUCCACCGCUGCCAACCACUCCAAUGCCGCCAUUCGGAAAAUGGAGAAAAUGCACAAGCUCCUGGAGGUGUACGAGCGACUGGGUGGGGAGGAGGACAUCGUCAACCCCGCCAACGAGCUGAUCAAGGAGGGCCCCAUCCAGAAGCUGUCGGCCAAGAACGGCACGGCGCAGGACCGCCACCUCUUCCUGACCCCGGGACCCUCCAGAAGAGGAGGCAAGUCCUGGAUGGCCAGCACUUGGGUCCCUGUCCUCUGA
Neomonachus schauinslandi (Hawaiian monk seal) is the source of this 1373-nucleotide messenger RNA. RefSeq names its product FYVE, RhoGEF and PH domain containing 3 (gene FGD3). Lineage: Eukaryota; Metazoa; Chordata; Mammalia; Carnivora; Phocidae. Gene Ontology annotation, biological process: cytoskeleton organization; filopodium assembly. Bases 96 to 1373 code for a protein of 425 amino acids. Gene Ontology annotation, molecular function: guanyl-nucleotide exchange factor activity. The record is from RefSeq and is a predicted model, not a curated record. The transcript is spliced from 9 exons. Gene Ontology annotation, cellular component: cytoplasm.